Brassica oleracea var. oleracea is the source of this 2909-nucleotide messenger RNA. RefSeq lists its product as uncharacterized. The record is from RefSeq and is a predicted model, not a curated record. Gene Ontology annotation, molecular function: nucleic acid binding; zinc ion binding. Lineage: Eukaryota; Viridiplantae; Streptophyta; Magnoliopsida; Brassicales; Brassicaceae.
UUUAAGUUUAAUCCUCUUUUUAAUUGAUGAGACUGAGAGAGACAAAGAAACAACUGUGUUUUUGAAGUCCUCUGUUUUGUUGUGGCUGAGGGUUAGAUGAUGGUAAAGCUCGUGACUUUGCUUCAGUUACAAGAUGUACUUAGUUGUGAUUCUUUUUAUCUUUCCCGUUUGUGGGAAAAGAAUCAGAAACUUUGUGGUCAUAAGUUGUGAACACGCUCAACGUGUCGUGUACGAUAGGGCAGACAUGAUCGUACUUUCACGUGUUCUGUUACGUAUCCAACUUUUCUAAUAACGGCGAAUAUGAUUUCUUUCUCAAUCUAACUUUUUAGUGUCAGCUUUUAAUUGAGUUACGUGAUAAAAAAUGAUUUUUCAUCCUUGGGAACCACAUGUCAACAAUGAGAAGACAAGUAACAUUUUAUUUAGAAUACAGAUUCAGAGAAGAUAAUCCAAAUAAAACCGGUUAGUUAUAAGGUGGUGUGUUUGGUUAGUGGCCAAUAGCGCCCUAGUUGAUGGCAUUCCUCUUUGCGGCUGACACUCGAGGAACCACAGUGUCUGACUCCUGCUGAUCUGAGGCGGGGAAGCAGCCCGGCUAGCCACUCAGUCGUACCUGCCAGCCGUCUACGACAGGCUUCCCCGGCAGGAAUUAUCUAUAGAAGUAGAAGGUGAAACGAGAUCAAAUCAGGGCUAUAAAGAAUCAAAAUCUUUCCUCCCUUUCGUUCUACUUAGGUGGAGCAAUCCGAACUCUCGACCUCGAGCUCUACUUGUAGUGCCUUGCAAGGUCGUAGAGCCGGUAACCCUCGUUCAUCUAAAAUGGAAAAAGUGCUAGAAGGGUAUUUCUUUCCCGUCUACUUGAGUAGCCACUUCCUUCAAGCUGCUCUUUCUAUAAGCUAUAUUCCAGUAGUGAUUAGAGAAGGAAUUCAUGAGUAACUGACCAUUCAACUAGUGGACAUUAUGCACUUGUUAUACAACAACCUCUUUAGAACGGCCCAAACUGAUUGAGAUAGAACCUCUUUCCACACUGCCAUCAGAGAGAUAUUUAACAGUCAAAACCCAUUUACCACUGCCUUCUUCCCUGGAGGGAGAUUCUGCUAUUGUCCGUAAGUCUUUGUUGCUGAGGUCUCAUGCAUGUCGCAAGCGAGUCAAGCUCUCCUGGGUCCCUGGGCUCUCCCUUGUUUCGAUGGUUGGGAAUUGUCAUGAGUCAUUCAGUAAGUAGUGCAUGUGUGAUUUGUAAAACACGUGAAGAAGUGUGAGGAUUUGUGGAAGCCCCCUGGUCCAGUGGUUUGACCAAUGGUCCAUUAAUGGUUUUACACCACGAGAUCUGGAUUUUAAUUCCCGCAGAAGGCUAUGCUAGUUAAAGGAAAAAAAGCUUACAAGAGAUCUGUAGUAUGUCGCAAGGAGUACCGAGGCAAGCGUAGAUUCCAUAAGACGGCUCAAAUGAUGCAGUCAGGCGUGAAUCUUCAUACAACAGGUAGAAAUGUCGGCUGUAGAACGUUUGUAAUAUUUUUCAUAGUUGUAAUACCAUAAUUAUCUAAUGUUAAAAAAAAGUGUGAGGGUUCCGGUUUAGGAGGGAACCGAGGCCUGGUACGUACUUCGAAUUCAAGAGGAGAUGUCCUAGGAGAGUAUCGUAUCUCUGGAAGACUUUGCCGUCAGGAGAAAAUCAAGAACUUUGUAAAGUUCCAUUUGAUUGCGUCAAUCAGCAAACCUCCUUUCUCUGCUUUCAAAUAUUGUAUAACGGCGCCGUGUUCUUCCCGUUCACAUCCACCUACGUUUACACAUAAUCACACUAUUGGUAUAAAAUGAUUUUUCUCGUAACACAUGUUUUGUAACGACUCAAUUCUCAGCCCAGUAACUUCGGCCCGUCAGAGUCCAUCAGUGUUGCAGGAAGCCCUUGAGAUUGAGCCGUCACUCACACCUGAGAUCGUACCGCCGCCACCACCACGUCCAGAGCCGAGAUCGACCAGUUCACCGCCGAUCCCAGACGAAGGUAACAGGAAAUCAUCUUUCCGAUUUGGUUUUAAAAACGGCCGUUCAUUCAAUCGAUCAUAACUCACUAACCAUUUGGAAUUUCGUAAUUCUAAGACCACCAUCGUGAUCGCGACGUCGAGACGAGUCGGGAUCAAGAAGAUCAGCCGGAAAGUCGCCCGGACGCGCCGUCAAGCGCGGCUUUUCUCCAGCGUCGUUCCGCGCGCCGCCAUCCUCCACACGUUCCGCGCGUGGAUCUCACGCACCACCACCACGCACCGUGUUCCGUCGCCGCCGUUGAUUCUGAUUUGGAGUCUGUUUGAGCAGUUGGAAUUCAUAGCUAUUACCUUUCCACGUUGCUAAGAUGCCGCCAAAAAGAGGAACUAAGCGUACUCGCACCGUCAGGGUCAGAGCUGAUGCUCGUGAAGUUGUGGAUGAUCAGGGUGCUACAGGAGGUGUUCAGGCAGAGGGUGUGCAGCCUGCAGCCCCACCAUUUGAUCAGGCUGCACUCAUGCAGAUGGUUCAGCAGGCAGCUACCCAGGCUGCUAUUCAGCAGGUUACGCAGGAAGCUGCUCAUGUAGCUGCACAAGAAGCUGCCCGUGUAGCAGCACAAGAGGUUGCCCGUCAGUUGGCUGCUGGCCAGCAGAUUCCACCGCAGCAGAUUCCACCUCAGCAGAUUCCACCUCAGGUUCCUGUGCAGGGGGUUCCAGAACAACAACUUCCUCAGGGUUUACAGCAACCACCACUACCACCACCUCCACCUUUACCGGUUUACCGUGUUUAUGAUGAGAGGUUUUACAGACUUACGACUCAGAUGCGGAACAUGGAUAUGGAGCAUUUUGGGGGAACAAUUGGAGGAGCUAUUGGGUAAGGGUUUCAUCAGACCCAGUACUUCACCGUGGGGAGCACCAGUACUGUUUGUGAAGAAGAAAGAUGGGAGUUUCAGG